This is a messenger RNA of Hydractinia symbiolongicarpus, 2021 nucleotides long. RefSeq names its product proton-coupled amino acid transporter 1-like. Bases 96 to 1646 code for a protein of 516 amino acids. Gene Ontology annotation, cellular component: vacuolar membrane. The transcript has 10 exons. Gene Ontology annotation, biological process: amino acid transmembrane transport. Lineage: Eukaryota; Metazoa; Cnidaria; Hydrozoa; Anthoathecata; Hydractiniidae. The record is from RefSeq and is a predicted model, not a curated record. Gene Ontology annotation, molecular function: amino acid transmembrane transporter activity.
ACGAACCUAUACCGAAAGUGAGUUUUUCAGAGGUACAUGCUCAAACCAAUACUGCUGCAAGCAGAAACCACAUAACAAAAUAUAUCUCCCUGGUUAUGGGUAAAGACGAAGAUAAAGAGAAUCUACCUAUCAACAAGGAAUCGACAAAUGAAGGUAGUUCCGCGCAAUCCACAACUUCUUCAACGCAUAGAAAACAAUCCGGAUCAAAUCAGAACAGUCCGGUGAGAAAAUCUUCUCCUGUAUAUGCCACAGAUGUUCUAGAUGCACAAACGAUUGAAGAUGAACCUCUUAUACCACAUCGUAAAACAUUUGAUGACACACAGAAUACACUUGCCAGUAGAGGGGACGAUGGCGAAACAGAUUUAUUGGCCAAUUGGCAGGUCGCAAUGCACGUUAUGAAGGGAAAUAUUGGCACAGGUAUUCUUGGUCUCCCGAUUGCAGUAAAGCAUGCUGGUGUUUUGGUUGGACCAGCAGUGCUAGCAAUCAUUGCAGUAGUGUCUGUUCACUGUAUGCAUCUUAUAGUACUAUGUAGUCAUUUGCUGUGUCAUUUAGAUAACUCCUCCUCUUAUGAUUACGGAGACGUGACGCAAAGGAUAUUUUCGAAGUACGGAGAGAAAUGGGCAUAUCGUUCAAGAUUUGUUUUGGACAGUUUUCUGGUGGUUACGCAGCUUGGAUUUUGUUGUGUAUACUUUCUCUUUGUUGCAGAAAAUCUAAGACAGUUGUUUGGUAUAUUUGAUGUUCGUGUUUGGAUUCUCAUUAUGUUUCUACCUGUUUUAUCACUGGCUUUCAUUAAGAAGCUCAGUGUUAUUGCGUACAUCUCAGCGACAGCAAAUAUCCUAUGUUUUUUCGGCUUAAUCGGAACGUAUCAAUACUUAUUUUUCAACCUACAAAACCCUGGAGAUUUUCCUCCUUAUGGACCUGUACGGGAGUUUCCGUUAUUUUUUGGUGUUGCAUUGUUUGCGUUUGAAGGAAUUGGUGUGAUACUUCCCAUCGAGAAUAAAAUGCGCAAACGCGAAGAUUUCUUCUGGGUACUUGACAUCACCAUGGCUUUAGUAGCCAGCCUGUAUAUCUCAAUGGGAUUCUUUGGUUAUAUAACAUUUGGUGAUGACAUCGAAGCAAGCGUGACGCUAAGCUUACCAAAGUUGCCAUUUUACGUUAUGGUAAAGUUAUCAUAUACAUUGGCUAUUUUUUUAACAUACUUUAUUCAAUUUUACGUACCCAUGGAAAUCUUAAUACCACCAUUACAGAAAGGCUUAGCAAAAGACUGCAAGACAGCGGUUGAUGUGUUUAUGCGAGUUGCUAUGGUGAUGCUGACGUGUGCAUUGGCAAUCAGCAUUCCACAAUUGGAUAAUUUCAUAUCUCUGAUUGGUGCCACAGCGGCAGCAGCAUUGGCUUUAAUAUUUCCACCCAUUUUAUAUACAAUGUGCUUCUGGGAACAUGGAAUUUCAAAAUUUGAAAUCAUAAAAAAUAUUACUAUAUCAAUCCUUGGAACAAUAGGAGCGGUUGCAGGGACAAUAAUUUCCAUUGAAGCUAUCAUUAUCGGAUUUGAAAAGCAUGCAGGAAGUCAUGUUGUUAAUGAAGGAAUGGUCGGAGAAUUUUAUGAAAUAGCAUUGAAUAAAACUUUGUGGCUUUUGGAACCUUGGUGAAAUUUUGAUCUUAAAGUUUUUAAAUUUAAUUCAUUUAAAAAAUAUUAUUCUUCCUCUUUAUUGGCCAAAAAAUGUGUCGUACAAAAGUGGAAAAAUAUAUUUGGAGUGACGAAAAUUAUGUCCAAAGAAUUAUGUGUUAAAAAACUUAAAUAAGAAAUUUUUUAAAAAAAAUGACCAAAUCUGUUUUUUUUUUCAGGGCUAAAAUUUUGUGUGGCAUUUUUUUGUCCAAUUACUUUUUCUAAUUUAGAAUAUUCGUCAUAUAUUUUCUAAUUAAAAUCUUUUAUAAAGCAGUUAAAAGCCGUUUUGUCGCAUACUGCAAUGCAUCGAUUAAGCGCCCCUUGCCAAUUCUCAAGACAUCGCUACUACCCUUCCCUC